GAGGGUGGAGUGGAUGGAGGGGAGGGGAGCUCAGGCUCGGCUCAGUGCUGCAGCUGGACGGCGGAGCGGCUCGUGUUGUGCUGGGCACGGGGCGAGAUGCCGCCUGUGACAGCGGGGUGGGAGUCAUAAUGAUGAACGCCUUCAGUUAAGUGAGUGCUGGGAUGGACGAGGAAGGUUUACCCGGUGGAAUAACAGUGUGCCGUUGUGCCUCUUGGCUCCGAGAUGGUGUCACCUCUGUGCGCUUUUCCCUCUGCUAUCCGGACAGGGGACACUGGCAGAGAAGUGACACACCGGCGUCGGAAUUUACGCAAUUAUCAGUCCGAGAAUAGACGAGCGAGGGAGUGAGAGGAGCACUGUCAUGGAGAAACAGAGCAGAGUCAAGGAGGAAAUGCCGACAUCGAAGGAGGAGAAGCGCAAAGAGAAGAAGCCCAAAUCUGGGAAGCUUUUCCGAAAGAAAUCUUUGAAGUCUGUGGGGAGUUUUAUGAACAGAAUCAUCAAAACUUUGGGCACUUUCGCCCACUUUGGAGACGCCGACGCGCAUGACGCGGAGGACGACGACGGCGGGUUUCGGAAUGGCGCACCUUGCACCCUCAGCGCCAGCUCGGGGAUCAUCAUCAGAGAGGACGUACAGGUGUCUUGGGACCGAGUGGUAAAAAACACUUCGAGCACGUCUUCGUCUCUGUGCGCAGGCAGAGAGAAACUCCUGUGCCAGUACGGGGAUAAAAUCCCGGGCGUGCUGGGGCUGAAGAACCACGGGAACACCUGCUUCAUGAACGCCGUGGUCCAGUGCUUGAGCAACACGGACCUGCUCGCAGAGUAUCUCGGGUUGGAGCGGUACAAGCUGGACCUGAGUCAAACCGGUUUAAACGGGGUGGUGAGGAGUGAUGAGACCCGGCUCGUUAAGGGAGAAGUCACCGAGCAGUUGGCAUCACUUGUCAGGGCUCUGUGGACUCUGGAGUACACCCCACAGCUGUCUGUGGACUUCAAGGCUAUCGUGUCCAAGUAUGGAUCACAGUUUCGUGGGAAUUCCCAACACGAUGCCUUGGAGUUCCUCCUGUGGUUGCUGGACCGCGUCCAUGAAGACGUCAAUCUGGCCUCCCACAACAACAACAACAAGCCCAAAGCUCUCGGAAAGGGCCCCGGUGGAGCUGAGGAGGUGCUGUCUCCUGACCCGUCCCAGUCCCAUCAGUCCGGCGUCCAGCACAGCUUUGUCCAGGAACAUUUCCAGGCACAGUACAAAUCUUCGCUGACGUGCCCACACUGUCUCAAACAGAGCAACACCUUCGACCCUUUCCUCUGCAUCUCGCUCCCCAUUCCUCUUCGGCAAACCAGGCCGCUGUGUGUAAUCCUGGUGUUCAGCACCAAAGGACAGAGGUACCUGCGGGUCGGGCUGGCUGUGCCUCUGUUUGGCUCCGUGGGCUGCCUGAGGAGGAUGGUGGCUGACGAGGGGAAACUUUCCCCAGACCAGGUGAUCCUGACAGAGGUUUACUCCACAGGCUUCCAUCGCUCCUUCUUUGACGAGGAGGAUCUGACCAGCAUCGCCGAGAACGACGUCAUCUACGCCUUCCAGGCCCCGCCGCUCUACAUCCGAGGAGGCUCCGCACGGAUCUCAGGUAGCUGCGUGACUGAAGGUUACCAUCACAGCCUCCCGUCGUCUCCGUACUCCACCGGUCCCGAGGGUCAGAGGUUGCCUUCAUCUGGGGCGCUGUCGUCAGAGUUCCUCAACCAGGGCGUCCCCGUAAAGAUCUUAAUGUUGGUGUGCAACGCUGCAGGAGCAGGCCAACACACUGUUAGGUUUGGACCUCCAUUCCUAAUGAGGGAGGACCGGUCUAUUUCCUGGGACCAGCUGCAGCAGAGCAUCCUCAGCAAGCUUUAUUACCUGAUGAUCAAUGGAGCUCAGGCGCAGAAUACCAGAGUGCUGUUCAACAUCCGUGUGGUGGGAGGAUCUGCGUUUUACAGCUACCUGUCACCUCAGGACGGACGGCCACUCUACCACCCCGCUGUCGACAGAGCUCUGAAGCUCUGCGGCUCAGGAGGACCUCCACAUGUGAAGCUCAUCAUCGAGUGGGAGCACAGAAUCAAAGACUGCCUGUUCGGUAACAUUCAGGAGGAGGUGGUGAAGGAUGCAGAGAGCGUGAGGAAUCAGCAGCAGCAGCACGUCCAGCAGUACAGCUGCACCUUGGAUGAGUGCUUCCAGCUCUACACCAAAGAGGAACAGCUUGCCCCAGACGACGCCUGGAAGUGCCCCCACUGCAAGCAGCUGCAGCAGGGCAUGGUGAAGAUGAGCCUGUGGACGCUGCCGGACAUCCUCAUCCUCCACCUGAAGCGUUUCCGGCAGGUGGGAGAGCGGCGGAACAAGCUCACCACGUUCGUGCAUUUCCCCCUGGCCGGUCUGGACAUGGCGCCUCACAUGGUGAACCGCAACCACGGCACCCAUCCACCGACCCUCCAGCCUGGAUGGAAACCGUCCCGACGACCUGACCUGGCUGCUCCCAACUUCCCGUACGAUCUGUAUGCUGUGUGCAACCACCACGGAGGGAUGCAUGGCGGACAUUACACAGCCUUCUGUAGGAACUCGGUGGACGGCCAGUGGUACAGUUACGACGACAGCAGCGCCGAGCCGGUUCCAGAGGCGGAAGUGUGCACACGUGGAGCUUACAUCCUCUUCUAUCAGAGAAGAAACACCAUCCCCCAGUGGUCUGCCAGCUCCUCGGUCACAGGUUCCACCAGCUCAUCCGCCUCCGAUCACUGGCUGGUCCGGCUGGCGGGGGGCAGUAAGAGGGGCAGCGUGGUGUCUGGAGGACCCAUCCCUGGACCCCCGGGGCCCGUACAGGCCCCAGAGUCUCCUGAGCUGCCAGUGUUUGGAGACGAACCCCCCAAAACUGUAGAAACAAACGGGUUUGAGGCCAAGCCGUUUGUCCGUGGGACUCAGGGCCGGAGUGUGAGCAUGAGGUCACCCACGAAGCCCAAGGAGUCUCUGAACAAAGUUCUGCCGCUGCGGUGGUCGUUCGGCUCCAAGGAUCGCAUUAAACCUCCGGCCCAGACUCAGCCUGGAGAGCUGGUGGAGUACCUGGAGUCUGGGCGCCGGCCACGAUGUACCAAAGACCCUAUCAUAACACUGGUGGCCACCCCACCACAGAGGAACGCCCAGGGAAGAGCCUUUGAAGUAGGACAUGACUGCAGCUCACCGAGCAGCAGCAGUCUCAGCUGUACGGACAGACUCAGCUCCGACACUUGUUACUCCCCUAAAAUACCUGCAGGGCAGAGCAGAGUCUGCAACAACGGCAACGUCAAAGCCAGGGAUUAUGGCUCUCUGAGACAGAGGUCAUCUAAGAGAACCAGGCAGGACCAGGGCAGGACCCUGGACCUCCAGCUUCAGCUCCAGAGAGGGGCUAUUCUCAUGGGUCAUAUCAGCCACAGCGCACCUCCAAGCAGAGAUUCCACAUUGAGAAGGACCAAGGUCCACACCGGGGGGACCUCCAGGCCACAGAAAGACUUGUUACAGAUGGUCGUCCAACCAGAGGACAGGAGGGGUCAGAGGGGACAGGAGGGCCGCAGCCACGACAGCCUCUUGUCAUUUUUCAAACCUGGUUUCAUGAAGAAAGACGUUCCUGGGUCACCAAACCAGAGGCAAGACCGACGCGUGAACGGCCACGGACAUCUGGGAAAGCUGGCGAGCAGUAAUCUAGCCAAACUGUCGAUGUCCAAUGGGACUCUGACCACGGCGGCACUAGAAGAGAGGAAGGCCGGCGUCGCCCCGAGCUGCGACGGCCAUAACUGCAAAGUCCAGCUAGUCAACGGGAAGGCCGGGCAUCACGACCCCGUGGACAUCAAGCGCGCCCACAGCUCCAGCAACAUCCAGUCCAAGUUGGAUCUGACGUUUCGCAGGUGUGCCUCCCUGCAGAGGAACGGCGAAGCGGUGGCCCCUCCGGCUCACCGCGUCCUGCUGUCAGACAAGCCCAGCUACGCCACUCUGCAGCGGACUCGAUACAGUACCACCUCCCUGGGUAGGCGCAGACCCGUUGCUGUAGAUCCAACCAAGUCGUUUGAUGUGCCUCUGUGACAGCCCAGAGUGUCUGUUGAACAUUUGGACCUCUCUACUGAUUUCUACACUCGUCAUCCAGAGAAAGCUCCGAGCCGGGUCGAGGCGUCGCUGGAAAAAGAAAACAUAGUCUAUCUUCUCGCUCCCCUUCAUAGUACUGUUCUAAGUUCUUACCUGUGCGUGUCUUAAACUAAAAAUCUAUGCAGAGUUGAAUUUACUGAGGAGAUAAUAAUAACUGCUGUAACGUGUGUUGUUUUUUUCUUUCUCUCGUUUUGUUUUUGCAAAAAGCAGUCUACUGUUUAAUUUUUGUUUUUAGUUUUAUGAUCAAUUUUUGGAAAGUUUGGAAGAGGUUGAUUUGGUGAAUUUGCAUGUUUUUAGCCCAUUAUGCUUUAAAAAAAAAAAAAAAACAUGUGAU
Larimichthys crocea (large yellow croaker) is the source of this 4457-nucleotide messenger RNA. RefSeq names its product ubiquitin specific peptidase 43b (gene usp43b). The coding region runs from base 359 to 4063 and encodes 1234 amino acids. Gene Ontology annotation, biological process: protein deubiquitination. The transcript is spliced from 16 exons. NCBI's taxonomy places the organism in Eukaryota, Metazoa, Chordata, Actinopteri, Sciaenidae. The record is from RefSeq and is a predicted model, not a curated record. Gene Ontology annotation, molecular function: cysteine-type deubiquitinase activity.